This is a messenger RNA of Erigeron canadensis, 2732 nucleotides long. RefSeq names its product probable inactive leucine-rich repeat receptor-like protein kinase At3g03770. Gene Ontology annotation, molecular function: protein binding; ATP binding; protein kinase activity. Lineage: Eukaryota; Viridiplantae; Streptophyta; Magnoliopsida; Asterales; Asteraceae. Gene Ontology annotation, biological process: protein phosphorylation. Gene Ontology annotation, cellular component: membrane. The record is from RefSeq and is a predicted model, not a curated record. Bases 195 to 2546 code for a protein of 783 amino acids. The transcript has 7 exons.
UGUGUUUGAGUGAGCACAUGAAAUCAUGUGUGCUUAAUUUGGUUUCUAUCUUAAUCUUCCUAAAAAUAGAAUUCAUAUUUUGAGUUGGUCCUGCUAAGCUUCUUCUUCAUACUUCAUAUCUCCAUUUGGGAAAAGCUUUGCUUCUUGUACACUCAAAUUCAGGAGGAACUUGAUAUGUUUUAAAGACAAAGACAAUGGCCUGGACUUCUAUUAAUUGGCAACUACAAGUUGUAAUCUUUGCUGUUCUGUUUUUGCCAAUUCUAUGUGUCGAACAACAUAACGUGUCUCAAGAACAAACCCUUUUAAGAAUUCAACAUCUUUUGUAUUAUCCGGUUGUUCUUAGUAGCUGGAACAAUGCCACCGAUUUCUGCAAUGCUGUUCAAAGUUCAUCAGUUACUGUUGUCUGCUAUGAAGAUAUAGUAACACAACUUCAUAUAAUCAAUAGCGAUAAAGCCCCUCCGUUGCCAAAAGAUUUCUUGAUAGACACGUUUUUUACGACACUUGUGCAGCUUCCGAGCUUGAAAGUCCUCACAUUAGUUUCUUUAGGCCUAUGGGGAGAGUUACCGGCGACAAUAACCCAUUUAUCGUCACUAGAAAUACUUAACAUUACAUCAAACCACUUCACUGGUGCCAUCCCAUCUGAAAUCACAUCUUUGGCUGAUCUUCAAUCACUUGUACUCGAUGACAACAAGUUCACGGGAUGGAUUCCGAAACGCAUGGGUUUCUUGUCCCGUUUGUCGGUUUUGAGUAUGAAGAACAAUUCACUAAAUGGGGUGUUGCCCAAGUCUUUAGGGAGUUUGGUUGAUCUCCGGGUUCUUGCGCUUUCUCACAACAAUUUGACGGGCCAAGUGCCCGAUCUUCAUAGUUUGAGUAACCUCCAAGUUCUUGAACUGGAAGAUAAUUCUCUAGGGACUGAGUUCCCUCGGGUCAGUGGUAGAAUCAUCUCUAUCGUGUUGCGGGAUAACAAGUUCACCAAUGGUCUACCAGAAGAACUGCAUUUAUUUUACCAACUUAGAAAGCUAGACAUAGCUUUAAACCGAUUUGUGGGGCCUUUUCCGACUUCUGUGCUAUCUUUACCAUCAAUAACUCAUCUAGAUAUCGAUGGGAAUAGGUUUACAGGUAUGCUGUCUGAGGAUCUUGCUUGCAGUCCGCAGCUUCAGUUUGUUGACUUGUCUGCUAAUCUUUUAACUGGGAGAUUGCCAAGUUGCCUUGCAUCUUCAAUGGCCCGAAAUGUGGUCUAUGAAGACAAUUGUUUAAUUGCAAAUGAUGGGAAUGAAGUUAAAAGUCAAAAACCAAUCUCGUUUUGUAGAACUGAAGCUUUGGCUGUUGGAAUCAUCCCGAGACAUCACCAGACCAGUAAGGGCUCAAAAGCAGCCCUUGUUAUUGGGAUCACCGGAGGGAUCAUUGGAGGGAUCUUAUUGGUUGGUUUAGCAUUCUUGAUUUUCAGGCAUGUACAUGCUAAGAAGAGUGUUAAAAGUCCUCUACCAAAGCCUAUAGCGGAAAAUGCUACCACUUCCUACACUUCAAAGUUGCUUUCAGAUGCAAGAUAUGUUACUAGAGUAAUGAAGUUAGGAACACUAGGUAUUCCACCUUACCGCGCCUUUUCACUGGAGGAACUCGAGGAAGCUACUAAUAGCUUUGAUUCAUCUACCUUUAUGGGGGAAGGGUCUCAUGGUCAGAUGUACAGAGGCCGACUCAAGGAUGGAUCAAAUGUAGCUAUACAAUGCCUAAAAAUGAAAAGAAAACACAGUACACAAACAUUUACACAUCAUAUAGAGUUAAUCUCAAAACUUAGACACCAGCACUUGGUCAGUGCGCUGGGCCAUUGCUUUGAGUUCUACCUGGAUGACUCGAGUGUCAGCAGACUAUUUCUUGUGUUUGAGUAUGUACCAAAUGGGACACUUCGAGACUGGAUUUCUGGAACUAAAAGCGGAAAAUCAUUAUCAUGGAGUCAAAGAAUAGCCACUGCAAUUGGCAUAGUGAAGGGCAUCCAGUUCCUUCAUACAGGUAUAAUACCCCGUUUCAUCUCAAGCAACCUGAAGAUAACAGACAUUUUGUUGGAUCAAAAUUGUGUUGCCAAGCUUAGCUGCUAUGAUCAGCCAUUGUUGGAUCAAAACAUCAAAGAGGAUGGCGUUCAAAGUUAUUUCAACAGAUCCAAAGAGCCUAAUCGUGCAAGAGUUAGCAAACCAGAGAAAGCUGAUGUGUACGAUUUUGGGGUUAUACUACUAGAACUGAUUAUUGGGAGACCGCUAUGCACACCAAAAGAAAUAGAGUCUGUAAAAGAACAAUUUCAAACCAGAAUGGCAGCCGAUGAUGGAGCUAUAAAGUACAUUGUUGAUCCAGAAAUUCGCAACACAUGUGCCUGUCAAUCUUUAAAAACAAUGGCGGAAAUCUGCAGUAGCUGUUUGGUCAACGAUCCAGCAGAGAGACCAUCUGUGGAGGAUAUGUUGUGGAAUCUGCAAUUUGCUGCACAAGUUCAGGAUGCCUGGAAUAGUAGUGAAGGAUCUCCGGUUUUAUCUUCACAACCUACAAUCAUUCAGCAUUAGCAUUAUUUUCGGUACAUAUCAAAAUGAAAUUUGAUUGUAAAGAACAUUAGGGUUGGGUUCUAGCUAAUGAGUAGAUUAUUAUCCGGAGAGUAAAUAGCUUACUGGUCAUGUUAUUUUUUGCAACUUUCAGAUGCAACAAGAAUGUGUAAUAAUAAAUUCUAGUGAUAAAAACUCUAGUUGUCAGUA